AUGGAGAAGGGCAAACAAGUAAAUUCAGUAGAAGGAGAACCAUAUGGCCCAUGGAUGGUAGUACAAAGACCUGUAUGGAAAAGGAAAUUAGGGAAAAGCGUAGCUAGUACAAGUAGUGAGGCGGAUGGGAGUAGUGGAAAGAAAUUGCAAAAGGGGACAGAAGAGAUGAAUGAACCACCUGAUCCUAAACCUCAUAUGAACUCUAUUGAGAGUGAUAUAAUAUUGGAAGCAGUAUUGCAAUAUGAAAGAGGAAGAGAACUCCCAGAGAGGCAAGGGAAAAAGCAAGAAAAUGAAGAAAGUGAAGAAAGCAAUAGCAUGGAGAUGAAGAAACAUUUUGAUGAAGCUAGCCAAGCGGGUGCCUCCUUCAACGGAAACAAUGACAAUUUCAGAUCGAAUAACGACUAUGGUUCUAGAAACAACAAUAAUGGUCCAUCAACGAGUUCAAGAAGAUUAUCAAGCUUGCAUUCACAAAGACAUAGGGCUAGCAGAAGCUGUGAAUCCAUACCCGCAUCACUGUUAUGGAGCAAAAAUGGCAGCGGUUGCAACAGUUUCAACCUACCGCCGCCGCAACUCUCGAGAAGCUCGAGUGCUCGGAAGAGCUUCUCUUCUACAAUCAUGUAUUCCAGUUCAUCGUCUGCGAUGCUAAAACCGCAACCCAUCGAGAUGACGGUUGAGUGCACCCUUGAGGAGUUGUGCCAUGGAUGCAUUAAGAAGUUCAAGAUCAAAAGAGAUGUCAUCACUCCUAAUGGGGAAAUGUCUCAAGAAGAAGAGAUCGUAACGUUAAAUGUGGAGCCAGGAUGGAGGACUGGUACAAAAAUUACAUUUGAAAGUUCCGGAAAUGUUAGAGCUGGUUUAUACCGAGAAGACGUAAUAUUUUCUAUAUGGGAGAAAAAGCACCAAUUAUUCCGAAGAGAAGGUGAUGAUUUGGAAUUGGUGCUUGAAAUUCCCUUGGUAAAAGCACUCAGUGGAGGCAUAAUACCGAUCCCAUUAUUGGGGGGAGAAGAGAUGAACGUGAGUUUUGAAGAAGAUAUCAUAUUCCCUGGUUUUGAGAAAGUAAUCUCUGGCCAGGGCAUGCCAAUUUUCAAUGAUCCAGACAAGAGAGGAGACUUGAGAAUUAAGUUUCUUGUUGAGUUUCCAACAUAUCUCACUGAUCAACAACGGGCUGAGGUUGUUAGCAUAUUACAAGAGUAGUCUUCAUUCUCAAUAGCAGUUGGAGUUUUUUUUUUUAUUAUUAUUUUUUUAUUCAUUUUCAUUUAUUCAUUUUAUUUAUUUAUUUGUUUGUUUAUCCGUAUUAUUGAAUAGAUUAAGUUUUCAUUCAUCAGGUAGGUUAAGA
This is a messenger RNA of Arachis stenosperma, 1333 nucleotides long. RefSeq lists its product as uncharacterized. Gene Ontology annotation, molecular function: protein-folding chaperone binding. Gene Ontology annotation, cellular component: cytosol. The record is from RefSeq and is a predicted model, not a curated record. The transcript is spliced from 4 exons. The coding region runs from base 1 to 1191 and encodes 396 amino acids. Lineage: Eukaryota; Viridiplantae; Streptophyta; Magnoliopsida; Fabales; Fabaceae.